AUGUUUUCAAAGAUCGCAAUUUUCGCUUUGUUCGUGGCUGUUGCUCAAUGCAGCGCCAUACAUGGAGCUGGAUACUCUAGCUUCUCCUAUGGAGUGGCAGACCCACACACAGGUGACGUUAAGAGCCAACAGGAGACCCGGCAUGGAGACAGUGUGGUGGGUCAAUACUCUCUUUUGGAAUCCGACGGCACCCGGCGGACGGUAGACUACGCUGCUGACGCCCACAACGGUUUCAACGCUGUCGUACGCAAGGACCCAGCUCUUGUGGCUCACGCUCCAGCUGUCGUGGCCGCCCCAGUCGCUGCAUACGCUGCAUCUCCCGUUGCCUACGGAGCUCAUGCUCGCGUCGCAUACGCUGCUCCAGCUUACUCCGCAUACGCCGCUCCCGCUUCGCCCCUUGCGUACAACGCGUACGCUGCUCCCGCUGUCGCCUACAACUCAUACGCUGCCGCCCCUCUUGCCCACGGAGCUAUCUCCUACGGAUCUUACGGCUACGGCUCCCAUGGACUCGGCCACGCCCGUCUUGGUUGGUGA
Molecule: messenger RNA, 534 nt
Organism: Leptosia nina
Lineage: Eukaryota; Metazoa; Arthropoda; Insecta; Lepidoptera; Pieridae
Source: the annotation of a GenBank genome assembly